Messenger RNA from Acanthoscelides obtectus, 303 nucleotides. The record is from the annotation of a GenBank genome assembly. NCBI's taxonomy places the organism in Eukaryota, Metazoa, Arthropoda, Insecta, Coleoptera, Chrysomelidae.
CGAAGGUUGAUUAUGUGGUUGGUGUGUUGUUUAUUUCACGUUCAAAAUUCAACAAUAAACCGGCUUGAUAAUGCUAAGGAAUAUACGCAAGAAGCCUCUGCCAAAUCAAGAGGAACAUAUACAGAUGAACAACUAGUCACAGCAAUCGAAAAAGUCAAAUCUCAAGAGAUAUCGCUAGAGAAGCCGAACGAAGAUAUGGCGUUCCAGCACGUACUAUUGAUCGUAGAAUUAAAUCUGGAAGCUUACAAAGGGUCCUUGGACCUGAAGGUGUACUUGGACAAUCAAACGAAAGGAGGAAGGUGA